This is a messenger RNA of Betta splendens (Siamese fighting fish), 2450 nucleotides long. Its product is annotated as dual specificity protein kinase CLK4-like. Lineage: Eukaryota; Metazoa; Chordata; Actinopteri; Anabantiformes; Osphronemidae. The record is from RefSeq and is a predicted model, not a curated record. The transcript has 12 exons. Gene Ontology annotation, cellular component: nucleus. Gene Ontology annotation, biological process: regulation of RNA splicing; protein phosphorylation. The coding region runs from base 11 to 1429 and encodes 472 amino acids. Gene Ontology annotation, molecular function: ATP binding; protein tyrosine kinase activity.
GCCUUACACUAUGUAUAGCUCGGAAAACAUAGAAGAGGACACGGAGGAGUUGAGGCGACGGGGAAACCUUUGCCCUUGUGAGUCAAGGACUGUGGAGGAAAGUGGGUUUGAAUGCCAGACAGAGCACACAGGCAGAGGCGCUGACGGUCCUGCUGUGUCUCUACAGCUGCAUUUACUUGGGUUUAUUUUGAACGUUGGCAGGACAGAGGACAGCAGAGGAGGGAAGACUCUGAAGGGUUGCUUUCUUCAGACACAGCAACAGAUAUUACAACGAUCAGACGAAGCCCCUCAGCACAGCACCUCCCCAGAAAUGGGUAAUUCGGCUGAUGACAGCCGGCUCCAGCUGGAAUCUCCUUUUCCUGGUGAUAAACCUGUCAGUACCGAUGACGGCGGAGAAAAAAAGGGCCAGAGAAGAAGCUGUGAGGAUGACGAAGACGGUCACCUGGUCUAUCACACGGGCCACGUGCUGAAAGGAAGAUAUGAGCUCGUCUCGACGCUGGGAGCAGGAGCUUUUGGAAAAGUUGUAAAAUGUAUUGACAGAGUCAAAAAUGAGCAUGUGGCUGUGAAGAUUGUGAGGAACCUUGAGGGUUUCUGUGAGAUGGCGAGGUCUGAGAUUGCAGUGCUGGAGGAGAUUAACAGCCUCGACGACGACAACAGAUUUGCUGUCGUGCGGAUGCUGGACUGGUUCGAGCACAAAGGUCACGUGUGCAUCGUGCUGGAGCUGCUGGGCCUCAGCACGUUCGAGUUCCUCAGACAGAACGAGUUCCUGCCGUUCAGCGUGGAGCAGAUCAGACACAUGGCCUUCCAGCUCUUCAGAGCAGUGAGCUUCCUGCAUCGCAACAAGCUGACGCACACAGACCUAAAACCAGAGAACAUCCUGUUUGUCUGCUCUGAUUAUGACCUGGACUACAACUGUGAGAAAAGAUGCGGGGAGCGGAAACUGAGGAGGCUGGAUGUGAAAGUGGUGGAUUUUGGCACCGCUGUGUUCGACCACGAGCACCAUGAAUCCCUGGUGUCGACGCGCCACUACCGAGCUCCAGAGGUCCUACUGGAUCUGGGCUGGAACCAGUCAUGUGACGUUUGGAGUCUGGGCUGCAUCCUCAUGGAGUUCUACCUGGGACGGACGCUGUUUCCUACCCAUGACAGUGAGGAACAUUUGUCUAUGAUGGAGACAAUCCUUGGGCCAAUUCCCCCCCAUCUGCUAAAACACACACGAAAGCAGUGUUGCGUGGACUGGGAUGAGCGAAGCUGCUCUAAUGAUUACAUCCAGAAACACUGUAAACCACUCCAGCAAUACAUGCAGGAGAAGAGUGAGGAGGAGCUGCAGCUGUUCGACCUGCUCAGAUGGAUGUUGGAGUAUGACGUCACCCGGCGGAUCACCAUGGAGGAGGCGCUGUGGCACCCGUUCUUCAGCCCGCUAAGGUCAUAGCGGCAUCACCGUAGUUAGAGCCUGCACGCAUUCCUUUUACCUCAUUCCCUGAUUUAACCUCAGUUGUAUUAUUGGUUAAAGAGCUAGUGGCAUAUUCAAACCUAAACCUGAACUAGCUUGAGUAGAUCAUUAUUGAAUAAUCAAAAUAAAGGUAGCACGGUGUCAAGGCAUUAGAGGGCGGUUUGAAACGCAGCUACCAGUAGGUGGCAGCAACGAGGUAUUUAUUCUGGCACCUGCAGCAGUAGAAGACGAAGAAGAAGGCAAAAUGUUUUUUACACACAGAUUUUCACCUCAAAUUCAGCAUUGUGGAAAUUCUCCUGGCAAUAAAGGGAUAAUUAUGAGAAAUAAUUAUAAGAAAUAGGAAAUUUGGGCUCCAUGCAAAUCUGGUGCCUUUAUCGCCUACAUGAAAGUGGGUGAAAGCCUUAACUUUAGGUAAACAGCUGCCUUCCAUAGCCACUUUGCUGAUAUUGUAUGUGUUAUAUUGGAUUUUGGAAAUUGUGCUUAUAGAUGUGUCACAUUUCAUGCCUUAUCCAUAGUCUUGUCUCCAUCCAUUAAUAUUGCCAUCUACUCCCUCUUGUUCUCAUCCCCAUCACUUUGACAGGAUCUGCACCAUCCACCUGUAGCUACAGUUAUUGGCUUUAAUUUAAGCUAUUUCCACUUUUACAAAUAUACAGUCAUGAGUAGUUCAUUAGUUUGCUGUUAAUGGCGUUUCCCUGCCACAUUAUCGAUGCUGGAUAUUGUAUCCCUCACAGUUCACACAUUCAGUUACCUUUGUCAGUUACAGUUCUGUCUGCAGCAGUGCUUUCAGCUGAGUUCAUUUUAAGCAAUGCAAUAUUGAUAAAUGAUUAUUGACAAAAAACUGUAUUUACCAACUUGUACUUAUUACUAAGUUUUGUUGUACUAUUUGUUUUGUGACUCUCUUGAAACUGUAAAAUAUUCCUGAAUUAUUUUUCUGUAUUAAAACCAAAAAUUAUAAUAAACACACUCUGAAUAAAGAACUUUUGUAAGUAAAAUAAAAAUA